Messenger RNA from Aedes albopictus (Asian tiger mosquito), 1531 nucleotides. RefSeq lists its product as uncharacterized. NCBI's taxonomy places the organism in Eukaryota, Metazoa, Arthropoda, Insecta, Diptera, Culicidae. The record is from RefSeq and is a predicted model, not a curated record.
UCUAUUAGGCAUGUGUAGGUAUGAGAUCACGUGUGCCAUGAAACCACAUUCAAUUUGGUUGUUUUGAUCUGCGCCCAGAAAAAAAAAACAAAUCAUUCUCUCUGUGGCAGAAUGGCACCUUUCAGAAGGCCAAAGCGAAAAAUUGACAACUGUUCGUACGUGCAACAGUUAUUCAAAAACUUUUUGGACAAUAAUCGCGCCAAGAAAGUGCCUGAAGUGUUUCCCCAUGCAGUUUCGCGACCAGUUCAACGUUUUCCCAUUGAAAAUGGAGGUACCGUGAGUGACAAUUUGUUUCGACAAGGUGUUAAACGAAAUCUUAUGAAAGCGCAAACAAUUCCCGAUCCGACUAAUCCAGUGAAACAAUUUUUCGCCAAUCCUGGGGCAAACGUGCAGCCGGUGGGUAAUAAACAUCUCGCAAACCAACCGGUACAUGCUCGAUUCAAGCGCCACGAAGGAUCCGAUCAGUUUGUGAAGAGUGAAAUAAGCCCCAGUGCACCGCCACGUGGCCUUGCGCAGUGGCUUAGCAUGCGCAAGAAAACCGCCGAUGAACAGCGACUGUCGAACCACCAGCGGGAGAAUAAGAAGAAAGCGUGUGAAUACAUGGAACUGCCUAGCAAUUUCUUUUCCGGUAGGGAGAGUUUGAAACUGCCUUUUGAAGCCCCUAAAAACGCUGACAAAACAAUGAUGAGUGUCGGGUCGACGACGUUCAUCCCGCCCGCUACAUCUACUCCCUUCGAAGGAGAGCCAGUAGUAAAUUCUCCCAUACUUUCUGAUCCAUUCGUUGAACUGCCGCGACAAGAAAGCAAAACUGAUAGCAGUAUGAAAACUCCGGAAGACGAUCGAAUGGAAGACCUUCGAAUGGUCGGAACUACAUUGGAGCAGUUCUGUGCGUCAUUCGAUGCAAAAGAUUUUUCCCCUGUCGAACAGAACUAUCGCGCCUUACGCCAACUAUGGCAUGAACAAUGUGCGAAGCAACCUACAGUUUCUGAAACAACAACCGUGGAAUCUCUCUCACAAACGGUGAAAGAUCGGAGCAGCUGGAAAGACCAUUCAUUGAUCAGUAAUCAGAUCUAUCAUGCCCGUCUUCAGCAAUCUGCAGUAGUAGCACCAUCAGAACCUUCUAUAUUUGACGCAACUACAACGCAUUACAACGUUACUGCGACAACGGAUGCUCAGCCGGGGCUCGCUACCAACAGCAGCUCGUUUCUGCGGGUUUGUUUGCCGAACUCAAGAAAACGAAAGAUCGUGGAUACGUUACUGACUGCAUCUCCACCCUCGCCUCCAAGUAUCCUAAUCGAGGCUUUCAACGAGAACUUUUCCCUCGAAGAUGACGACCUGGAAGAAGUCCCCGACGAUACGCUACAGCUCGACUUUGAUUUCACACAACCGUCCAAGCGUACGUUUGAUGAAUUCUUGACCUUCGAUGACACCCGACCGGAAGAAUCGUUUUGCUUUUUCCCACCCACUCCGGAUAAAACUCUCUGCAGUUCUAACGAUGAUGCGUCGUUCUUUAUCGCGGAGAAGCCUCGAA